Messenger RNA from Trichophyton verrucosum HKI 0517, 3039 nucleotides. Its product is annotated as chitin synthase activator (Chs3), putative. The record is from RefSeq and is a predicted model, not a curated record. NCBI's taxonomy places the organism in Eukaryota, Fungi, Ascomycota, Eurotiomycetes, Onygenales, Arthrodermataceae. Bases 1 to 3039 code for a protein of 1012 amino acids. Gene Ontology annotation, molecular function: protein binding. The transcript is spliced from 3 exons.
AUGGCCUACCACCAGGCUCGCCCGCCGCCCCGUCGUGGGCCUCCGCCAGGACCGGGAGGACCGCAGUAUUAUGGCGGCAACAGGCCUCCGCCGCCGCAGCAACAGCAGCAACAGUACUACAACUACCACCAGCAGCCAGACAGAUGGCCUCCCUACGGCGGUCCGCCUGGUCCUGGCCCCGAGCGCCGGCAGAUGAGCUACGACGACGGCUACUCGGGCGGCCAGCAGGAUCCCUAUGCGCGUGGUAGUGGUGGUGGUGGUGGCCGGCCCAUGUACGAUGACGGCCACCAUCAUAUGGCUCAUAGCGGCAGCAGACCUCCUCCUCCUCCUCCUCCUGCUGCUGCUGCUGCUGCUGCUGGUCCCUCGCAGGGCUAUAGAGGACCGCCGCCUCCCAACGGACACCACCAGCCACCUCCUGGACCAGCAAGGCCGCAGAACAAGCCUCCUCCCCGUCACGAGCUGAAGAGCUGCUUUGACAACCCGUUCCCUGCAUUCCCUCCAAAGAAGCGCGGCAACUCCAUGGACGGGCUGCAGAAGAAGAUGAGCGCUGUCGAGCUCAAUAAUAACAAGUCCCAGAAUCACGCAGAACCCCAGAUUGCAAGGCCGCAUACCUCAAACUCCAACCGUCCGCCGCCCUCGACGUACCACUCUGAACCGCUGCCAACGAUGAACCCCCGUCAGCCGCCAAGUGGGCAUGGAAGUCAGCCUGUCCAGCGCAAAGCUGGAGCUCCUGUUCCUCUGACUGUUGAAACGAAUCAGCCUGCUCCUCCCCGGCAGGAUCCGCGAAGUGCUCCGCCUACUCGAAGCGCUACCAUGCCUGUCACCAUGUCUAACCCAAUGUCAGCGGCACCAACAUCAGCACCGACACCUCCACCACCGCCGCCAGCAGCAGCAGCAGCAGCAGCAUCUGGGACGCAGCAGAAACCCAUUUACCCUGGCAAGCGCACCUGGCAGGACCCUGGCAUUAGCCUUAGCCCCCCGCCUCUGAGCCCUGCCCUACAGCACCCUCAUCGCCUCCCCGACACACACCCGGUUUCAUCCAGACCAGGUACGGCUGCUGGUGUCAAACCGGAGGUAGUCCACCCGAAGCACGCCGCUGCCGACCUCGAACCUCACGUUGCUGAUAAAGUUGAAGGUGGUGUGGAAGACGAGCUCAACUACUUAAAUGAGGAUCUGCUUAAUGACUAUUAUGACAACGCAGGGCCCGACACUGAACCCGACAUGCCCAACUUUGGCGCAAUGUCUGACGACAACGUUUCCUCGCCGCAUGCAGAGACGUUGAUACCGUUCGAGAAGCCUAAUCCUCCCAUGCCGUCAUCAUCAUCAUCAUCAUCGGCGGGACCAAAACCUGCAUAUGCUCCCUACAAGCCGUCGGGAAGUAUGCAUUCUUCUCCUGAAAGGCACGGUCCUCCAAACGGCAUUCCGGGUCAUUUGAUGCAUGAACGAUCUCAAUCCCCAGCAUACGGCCACCAGGGCUACGGCGGUCAUCCAGGCAAUGGAUACUAUGGAAGACCAGAUGCUCGAGCCAUGACUCCGGUCCAACGCGGCGGCUACGGUGGUGGUGGUAGAGGAGGAUAUCCUCCGCAACCUCCGCACCAGAAAUACCGUCAAUAUGGACCUCCUCCGCAUGAGAAUGGUGGUGGAAGAGGCCCAUACGACGGUAGACAGGCGUAUCCGCCUCAGGAUAUGGGCUAUGGCGAUGACCAGUACGGCGGCUACGGGGGACCGGGACCGGAUAAUCACCCGCACCACGCUCCUCCCGCUCCCUUCCGACCAGGCCUUGACCAGGGACCCAAACCUGCCCCCGUAAGGCAGUAUACUAGCACUCCGCAGCCAGCACCUACAUCACAGCCCGGACAAGGCGCUGCUGCAUCCUACGGCGGAGAUACGCGCCGCCAGUCACAGCCAAUAACCCUUGGGGAGCUCCACGCAAUCCAGCAAGCUGCACGAAGCAGCCCAGGAGACCAUGCCAAGCAGCUUGUCCUGGUCAAGAAGCUCGUCGAAGCUUCAGUUCAUCUGCUCGACGACAAUGGCCGCGCAGACCCAAAGACCAAGGCCAAAAACCGCGAACGAUACGUCAUGGACGCCUACAAGACUGCCAAAAAGCUUGUUAGCGCGGGAUACCCACCCGCAAUGUUCUACAUGGCCGACUGCUACGGCUCCGGCCAACUGGGGCUAGAAAUCAACCCCAAGGAAGCCUUCAACCUGUACCAAUCCGCCGCUAAGAUGGGCCAUGCCGAAUCCGCCUACCGCGUCGCCGUGUGCUGCGAAAUGGGCCAGGAAGGAGGUGGAGGAACUCGCCGUGACCCCAUGAAGGCAGUCCAAUGGUACCGACGUGCCGCAGCCCUAGGCGACCCUCCCGCAAUGUACAAGAUGGGCAUGAUCUUGCUCAAGGGCCUGUUGGGCCAGCCCAAGAACCCCCGCGAAGCGCUCUCGUGGCUCAAACGUGCUGCCGAGCGAGCAGACGAAGAUAACCCGCACGCCCUGCACGAGCUGGCCCUGCUGUACGAAAACCCUCAGGGCAUCGACUCCAUCAUCCGCGACGAGAACUAUGCUCGCGAACUGCUCCAUCAGGCAGGUGAAUUGGGCUAUAAAUUCUCCCAGCACCGCCUGGGCGCAGCAUACGAGUACGGGCUCGUCGGAUGUCCCGUUGAUCCGAGACAGAGUAUAUACUGGUACACGCAGGCGGCGGCGCAAGGCGAGCACCAGAGCGAACUCUCCCUUAGCGGCUGGUAUUUGACUGGUGCCGAGGGGAUAUUGCAGCAGAGCGACACGGAGGCGUACCUGUGGGCUCGUAAAGCUGCCAUGGCCGGCCUGGCAAAGGCGGAGUACGCGAUGGGCUACUUCACUGAGGUCGGCAUUGGUGUUCCCGCGAACCUGGACGAUGCGAAGAGAUGGUACUGGAAAGCAUCAUCGCAAAAUUUCAUGAAAGCCAGAGAACGACUGGAAGAUCUUCGACGAGGCGGCGCAAGAAUGCAAAAGACCCGCGUAUCUAGAUCGGCCGUCAACAAAAACGAAGGCGACUGCAUUGUAAUGUAA